Messenger RNA from Microthlaspi erraticum, 888 nucleotides. Lineage: Eukaryota; Viridiplantae; Streptophyta; Magnoliopsida; Brassicales; Brassicaceae. The record is from the annotation of a GenBank genome assembly.
AUGUCAAAUAUGUCAAAUACAAUGAAGAAAAGGUGUAAUGGAAAUGAAGAGGGUGAAGAGCAGAGAAAAGGGCCUUGGACGCUUGAGGAAGACACUCUUCUCACCAAUUACAUUGCCAAUAACGGUGAAGGCCGGUGGAAUCUAGCCGCCAAAUCCUCUGGGCUAAAGCGAAAAGGAAAAAGUUGCAGAUUGCGAUGGUUGAAUUACCUUAAACCUGACAUAAAGCGCGGGAAUCUCACUCCUCAAGAACAACUCUUGAUCCUCGAGCUCCACUGUAAAUGGGGUAAUAGGUGGUCCAAAAUUGCGCAGUAUUUGCCUGGAAGAACAGACAACGAGAUCAAAAACUAUUGGAGAACUAGAGUUCAGAAACAAGCGCGAUUGCUCAACAUCGAUUCCAGCAGCCACAAGUUCUUGGAAGUCGUCCGUAGCUUUUGGGUUCCAAGAUUGAUCGACAAAAUGAAAGACAACUCAAACACCAAGACUAGUGAAGCUGCUCCACCUCCACCUGAUUUACUUGCGCCAGUUUUACGAGACAACGAUUUUUCUAACCAUCAUUCCGGUUUCAACAACAUGGGUUGUUCCACUUCCAUGUCUCAAAAUCUCAAGGAAAUAUCACAAUUCAUGGAUGUGUAUGAUCUUGAAACCACAGGUUCAAUGUACUUGGAUGGUUCACGAGGGAGUAGUAGCCAAUGUGUGAGUGAAGAGUAUAGCUCUUUCCCUUGCAUAGAGGAGGAGUACAUGGUGGCCACCAUGGGGGGCAAUUCAGACAUUUUACCAUUGCAGGAUUGUCACAUAGCAGAUUCGACUUACGAGGAGGAUGUGACACAAGAUCCAAUAUGGAACAUGGACGAUAUUUGGCAGUUUGAGGAGUACUCACACUUCAAUUAG